This is a messenger RNA of Trifolium pratense (red clover), 1964 nucleotides long. RefSeq names its product bZIP transcription factor 46-like. The transcript has 4 exons. NCBI's taxonomy places the organism in Eukaryota, Viridiplantae, Streptophyta, Magnoliopsida, Fabales, Fabaceae. Gene Ontology annotation, molecular function: DNA-binding transcription factor activity. The record is from RefSeq and is a predicted model, not a curated record. Bases 405 to 1526 code for a protein of 373 amino acids. Gene Ontology annotation, biological process: positive regulation of DNA-templated transcription. Gene Ontology annotation, cellular component: nucleus.
GUGAUUGGUCACACAUCACAUCUAACUCACAAUUGGUCCACGUUUAGAGACAUGAUUGGUUCAAAAAACAUUUUAAUUUAAUUAAAAAAAAUAUCUCUUGUUCAUAUCCUGGACCUCAUAUGGUGACUGUCUCUCCUUCUUAUAAACCGACCGGCAUACCUUGAUAGACACUUGUCGUUUCCACCAUACUCACCCCAUUCUCAAGAUCUCUCCGACACGACACUCUUCUAACGUUGCUCUAAACACGCACACACGAGUGUGUACCAAACUAAGGGUAAUCAUUCCAAAGGACCUGGUUGAAAAUACCAUAUGAUCUACUUUAGCAUGAUUAAUGUUUAAGACAUAAAUUGCUUAAGUAAAGAUCUUACUUCUACUUUAAGUCUUUGAAAAAAGUGGGGUCAAACAUGAACUUCACUUGGGAUGCAAUGAGUGUGAAGCCACCUCUAAUGAGCCAGUCUUCGAUAUACUCGCUCACUUUUGAUGAGUUACAGAACACCGUUGGUGGAGUUGGAAAAGAUUUUGGAUCAAUGAAUAUGGAUGAACUCUUGAAAAACAUAUGGAAUGUUGAAGAGACACAAACCUUAACAUCUUCAGUUGUUGAAGGACCUAACCCAAUUGGUAAUAAUUUGCAAAGACAGGGGUCAUUGACAUUGCCAAGGACACUUAGUCAGAGAAAAGUUGAUGAAGUUUGGAGGGAUUUGAUGAAAGAUAGUGGUAAUAGUGGUUCAUCUAUGCCUCAAAGACAAGCAACAUUAGGUGAAGUGACUUUGGAGGAGUUUUUGGUGAGAGCUGGUGUUGUGAAAGAAGAUACCCCGCCGCCGCCUAAUCAUGCUCAACAAAUUGAAAGACCAGAUAAUAAUAAAUGGUUUAGUGAUUUUUCUAGAUCAAACAAUAACACCAAUCUACUACCCUUUCAACAACCAAAUGGAAAUAAUGGUAAUGGUGAUUUGAGUGACAAUAAUAACUUAGCUCCUAAGCAACUUCCUCCUUCAUCAUUGAACCCAAAUCAAUCUCACCGGCCGCCGCCACUUUUCCCGAAACCUACAAAUGUAGCAUUUGCUGCUCCUAUUCAUUUGUUAAACAAUGCUCAACUUGGUAACCCUGGUAGAAGUGUAGUGCCCAGUGUUGGAAUGUUUGGUUUAUCUGCGGCGAAUGUCGUAGCUCCUGUUGGUUCUCCAGGAAGUAAAAUGUCGCCGGAUGCAAUUACAAAGCAUAAUGUAGAUCCUUCUUUACCAUCACCAGUUCCUUAUGGAAUCAACAGAGGGAGAAAGGGUGGUGCUGUAGAAAAAGUUGUUGAAAGGAGACAAAGGAGAAUGAUAAAAAAUAGAGAAUCAGCUGCGAGGUCACGGGCUCGCAAACAGGCUUACACUGUUGAACUAGAGGCUGAAGUUGCAAAACUUAAGGAAGUAAAUGAAGAAUUACAAAGAAAGCAGGCAGAAUUUCUGGAAAUGCAGAAAAAUAAGGAGGACCUGCUACGGACAAAUAAAAUUAAAUUCUUGAGAAGGACACUUACAGGUCCAUGGUAGAUUAUGUAAGUUGUUUAAAGCUUGUAGGAAUGAAGCCAUUGUUAUGUCAUAAAGAGAGGAGUUGUGUAUAUAAGGUGUGAAGUGAGAGGGGUGUAUUUCUCACUGGAGGUGUCUAGUGUAUAUCUCUGCCAUUCAAUUGACUCAAAUGGGUGGAUGUGAUUUCACUGCACUCUGCAGUGAGUAGUGACUGCAGAGGAUCCAUUCUUGUGUGAAGUAAUUGCAAUUUAACACUAGGCAAGAUGGUAGCUUUUAUGUAUAGGUGGUAUUAGGUACUAGGAGCAUUGAGUUGUAAAUUAAAGUAUUAAACUUGCAUCAUGUGUAAUUAACUAUUUUACUUUCUUGAAUGACAUUUUCUUGUAUGAAGUAGUAUAUGAUGAUUAGGCAUGUUGGACUGUCUAUGUUUCUAUAUAUUCAUCAAUGGAAUUUGAUUCCCGUGUA